Messenger RNA from Astyanax mexicanus (Mexican tetra), 1396 nucleotides. Its product is annotated as anti-sigma-I factor RsgI2-like. Bases 248 to 862 code for a protein of 204 amino acids. NCBI's taxonomy places the organism in Eukaryota, Metazoa, Chordata, Actinopteri, Characiformes, Acestrorhamphidae. The transcript is spliced from 4 exons. The record is from RefSeq and is a predicted model, not a curated record.
AGAUUAUUUCUGUGGAGUGAAGUUUGAUGGGCAGGCUGUUAACUACGUCUCUCUCUUCAACGAGGUCCAGCUUCAGGUCGCUGCUUCAGCUUCCUCGGUCAUCAUCAUCACUGUGAGUAUCUGUGUGGUUCUGCUGCUGAUUGGAGGAAUAACACUGAUCUACUACAAGCUGAGAUACUCCAAGACGAAAGCCACUGUAUCUCCAACCACAUCAACUGGACCAACUAAUACAACAGAUGGAGAUUAUAUGAUUAUGAGAAGCAGACCAGCACCAGCAAGGUUCCAAUCUACCACAGUCUCAAUGCCAAAACCUACCAGUCAGAUUCAGUCUACCAUAGCCUCAACCUCAAAACCAACCAAUCAGAUACUCCCUACCAGAACUGCAUCGCCAAAGCCAACCAAUCAGAUUCAGCCUACCAAAAUCUCAACCAUAUAUGCUAAUGAUCAAAUUAGGUCUACCGCCACCUCAACCUCAAAACCAAAUGAUCACAUUCUGUCUAACACAGCCUCAACUCCAAAACCAACCAAUCAGAUUCACCCUGUCAAAGCCUCAACCCCAAAACCAAUCAUAGCCUCAACCUCCAAAUCAACCAAUCAGAUUCACCCUGUCAAAGCCACAAACCCAAAACCAAUAAAUUCCUCAACUUCAAAAUCAACCAAUCAGAUUGAUCCUGUCAAAGCUACAACCACAAAGCCACCCAAACAGAUCAAACCAAUCACUGCCUCAGCCUUAAAAUCAACCACAAGCCUUAACCCUAGAACCAACCAAUCAGAUUCAGUCUACCAAAGCCUAAACCCCAACACCGACCAAUCAGAUUCAGUCUACCAGAGUUUAAACCCCAACACCAACCAAUCAGAUUGAGUCUACCAGAGCCUAAACCCCAACACCAACCAAUCAGAUUCAGUCUACCACAGUCUAAAACCCAACAUCAACCAAUCAUAUUCAGUAUACCACAGUCUAAACCCUAACACCAACCAAUCAGAUUCAGUCUACCAGAGUUUAAACCCCAACACCAACCAAUCAGAUUGAGUCUACCAGAGCCUAAACCCCAACACCAACCAAUCAGAUUCAGUCUACCACAGUCUAAAACCCAACAUCAACCAAUCAUAUUCAGUAUACCACAGUCUAAACCCUAACACCAACCAAUCAGAUUCAGUCUACAUGGGUCUCAAACCCAAAACUAACCAAUCAUAUUCAGUCUACCACAGUCUAAAACCCAACACCAACCAAUCAGAUUCAGUCUACAUGGGUCUCAAACCCAAACAUCAACCAAUCAGAUUCAGUCUACCAGAGCCUAAACCCAAACACCAACCAAUCAGAUUAAUGCUCAGUCUGAAUCACCAGGAGCAAAGCUGCUAAGAGCUCCAGGAUAAAUAUCACACAGUGGAAAAGAGC